CGUGUCGCUUUAAAUGUAACGGGGUUACUUUUUAAAAGAAGUAACUAAUCGCUUUUAGCUAUAAGACAACGCUGAGUUUAUAUCAGAUACUAGCACUUGAAUAUGUUUGCUUUAACAAAACAUGCAGUAAAUAACCUAAUCGAUUUAUAGUUCCUUAUCUCGGAUCAUAUUAAAUGCGUAAUUGGGACCAGCAGAACGCCAUAAGGCGGCACACGACCAUACGGUUGGAUACGUCAUUGACACCUCGUCACCAAUGACGAGCCAGCAUCCCUAAUAAAAGCAGGAGUUUGCAAGGGACUUUAACACAACAGAAGAAUUUCUACAAGCAAGACAGAUCAACGGGAAUAUAACACUGAAGGUGUUUCGUCUUCUUCCGAUUUUCAGCCAUGGUUACUCCAAAAAUGGCAAGUCGAAGACCAACCAAACGAAUCUUGAAACCGGUUAUAGAAAAGAAACGGAGAGACCGGAUCAACCAGCGUCUGGACGAACUGCGAACGCUUCUUCUGGAUAAUACUCUAGACUCGCGACUUCAAAACCCCAAACUGGAGAAGGCUGAAAUUCUGGAAUUGACUGUUGAAUAUAUUAGGACUAAAACCACGGCUGCGAGAGAUCAAGGCGAUUCUAGCAAGGACUUGCAUGACGCAAAACCUCCGCCUCUGCUCUCAAGGAGACCCCAGAUGCCCUGUGCGUCCGUCUCGGAGCCCAUCCAAACCCAUACGCUGCCCUCUAAUCCAAUCUACAAGGCUGGUUUUAAAGAGUGCAUCUCCCGCCUGGCGAGCUUCAUCGACUGCGUGGAGCCAUCCCAGCGAGACAGCUUCGUCCAAGGUCUCUGCCAUCAUCUCGACUCCUACAGCAGCGCUCUCCCCCAUAGCAGAGUUUCCAGCAAUCCAACCCACCAUCCAUGGAUCCCAAAUCCAGAGUUGUCCUGCAGGGCGGACGUCCCAUCGAUUGGACACAUGAGAGCCAACCCUGAGCCCUAUUCCUAUGCAAACAGUCUGUAUCCUAAAUCAUUUAUGCAUCUGCAUCCGACGGGACAACAUUCAUACCUCUCUCCACCAUACUCCAUUUCUCCUCCCCCGUCUCCAAGCUAUUCAAGCAGCUCUCCUCCGUUCUCCAGCUCACCGACGUAUCUGUCUGUGCCCUGCCAUUUCCCGUUCCCUCCCAGCAUCUCUCCGCUUUCCACCGACUCCUCUUCAUCAUCGUCGUUAUCAACUGUGAGUCUCUCAACAACUUCAUUACCGGUCGUCCCAGGACCUCAUCUUCAGGUGAGCUCCCCGACUCCGGUGCGAUUUAGUGGCUCUGUUCAAUCCUCCCAACCACGGACUCUGAGACGAGCGCUGUUCCAGAAUCAGCCUUUGUGGAGACCCUGGUGAGCAAAACUGAAGACACUUAACAUGAGAAUAAUCAGCGUUGUCUUAAAGGGAUAGUUCACGCAGAAAUUAAAAUUCUGGCAUCAUUUAUUGACCCCUCCCUUUUGCUUGAAUAUAAAAAGAAGAUAUUUAGAAAAAUGUUUAAACCUGUAUCUAUUGACUAACAAAUACUACGGUGUACAAAAGGCUUGGUUCCAUACAAUCGAUUUAUGUUGGGACAGAAUGAAGAUUAACUUAAUGAUUUUUACAAAUUUAAGUGGAUUGAGCGUAAAACAAUUAAGUUGUCCCCAAAAAACCUUAAGAAUUGUGUUGUUUCAACUCAUUUUAAGUCAUUCAACUCAUUCAAGUAGUUUGAAAAAGCAGCGCAAGUUUUGUCUUGAGUGUAUGGAAGUCAAUGGUUACCGGUUUCCAACAUUUUUCAAAAUAACUUCUUUUAUGUUCUUUCAGAAUUUUCAGGUUUUAGUGAACUGUCCCUUUAAGGAUCGCUUAGAAAAGAUGUCUUGAUAUAUCAUCAGUUGUUUUCAGAGUGCAUGUAUGAGUCCUGCAGUCACAUUCUGUCUUUCUAUUUUCCUAUGGUAAAGUCUUUAUUGUAUACAGAUUGUGUAAAUAUAUUUA
Messenger RNA from Danio aesculapii, 1985 nucleotides. It is a transcript of the gene her1, whose product is annotated as hairy-related 1. Lineage: Eukaryota; Metazoa; Chordata; Actinopteri; Cypriniformes; Danionidae. The transcript has 4 exons. Gene Ontology annotation, cellular component: nucleus. Gene Ontology annotation, molecular function: DNA-binding transcription factor activity, RNA polymerase II-specific; protein dimerization activity; RNA polymerase II cis-regulatory region sequence-specific DNA binding. The record is from RefSeq and is a predicted model, not a curated record. The coding region runs from base 387 to 1373 and encodes 328 amino acids. Gene Ontology annotation, biological process: regulation of transcription by RNA polymerase II; regulation of neurogenesis; anterior/posterior pattern specification.